Umbelopsis ramanniana AG is the source of this 1244-nucleotide messenger RNA. RefSeq lists its product as uncharacterized. The record is from RefSeq and is a predicted model, not a curated record. Bases 474 to 956 code for a protein of 160 amino acids. NCBI's taxonomy places the organism in Eukaryota, Fungi, Mucoromycota, Umbelopsidomycetes, Umbelopsidales, Umbelopsidaceae. The transcript is spliced from 2 exons.
AUUAUUAUUCACACUCUUUGAUUAUCUAAAUUCUUGAAUAUCUAAGGUUGGAAAAGCAAGUUUCUACCGAUUUGUUUUGGUAUGUUUACAACAACAAGAGACCAGCGAAGGCGAAAGCGGCAACGCUAACACCAGCGAAAGUGACUUUGGAAGCGGCGCUGUGAACAUUACCAGUUGGUGAGCUUCCAGCGGCGGAUGCACUCAUAUCCUUGAGAGAAAUGCUAGGACGCAUGCCUGAUGCACUUGCGCUCAUGGAAGCGCCGUUGGUAGCCAAUGCAGUGAGGGAGGGGAGUGCUGUUGCUACAAUAGGAGCAGCCAUGGAAGACUCGGCUGCGAUGCCUUCAAUAUCGCCAUUGGCAUUUGGAAGAAGAGCAGCGGGGAAACCAGGAACGACUUCCUGAGCUUCAUCACUGGCAGCUCCGGAAGGAGUAGCGGCAGGAGCGGCACCAGUGGAGACAGCGGAAGCAGAAGGCAUGUCUCCGUCUUCAGUAGCAUCCAUAUCAGCGGUCUGUGACACCUCGGCGGCGGCAGACUUUGAAGCAGUAGGAACAGCUUCGGCGUCAGAGCUCUCGACAGCUUCAUCAACAGGGGCGGCGGAAGCUUCUGGCUCAACAGCUGAAGCGCUGGGAGCUGCCUUUGAUGUUAAAGGUGCAGCCUCAUCGUCGUCAGUCUCGACGCUAGCGUCCUCAUCAACGUCAGUAUCAGCAUCGCCAUCAACGACUUCAGGAGCACCAGUCUUAACGGGCUCCAUAGCGCUGGCGGUUUCAGCAAGAUCGGUACCGGCGGCGGUUGGGACUGCGCUCAUUUCAUCAGAAACGGUUUUGUAUUCGACAACGGUUUGCCAGACAGUGGUGAUUUCCUCAGAGGAGGCCUUCAUGUCCUGGGCAUUGACUGUUGAAACAGGAUUUAGAAUAAUGAACUCGCAGGUCUCUCAUCUAGAGUUCUUCAUAUCUUAAGAGCGAGCUGGUGGUAGAAGAUAGACGAAGCAGGAUGAUUCUGGUUGUUGGGCCUUUUGAAUGUUUUCGUGUUGCGAAAUAUGGCUGAAAUGACGGUCCUGUUGAUGAUUUUUUUUUUUUGUUUCCGAAUGGCGUAUACUGAUGCGCAAACGCUCUAUGUUGUUUAGAUCACACAAAGAACAAGUCAGGAUGAAUUAAAAUUAAAAAUUUAGCUUCGAGUAUAAUUUUAUUCAUGGCCUUGGUAUUCUAAAUGCAGCCGAUAGCCACUCUUUAGAGAACAACACAAAC